Molecule: messenger RNA, 185 nt
Organism: Racocetra fulgida
Lineage: Eukaryota; Fungi; Glomeromycota; Glomeromycetes; Diversisporales; Gigasporaceae
Source: the annotation of a GenBank genome assembly
GUGUAGAGGAGAUAGACCCAGAUUUACCCUCAGAAUGGGAGAAAAACCUUCAUCCGGUAGCAGCUCGUUAUAUCCAAGAGCAUUAUACGUUUGAUGAUGGUCAAGAAACCUAUUCCUAUUAUGGAAGACUUAAUAAAAUAUUUAUGAAUAUUGGUUAUCAUAAUGAACACCACGAUUUUACAAAU